AUGACAUCUGCUCUGGAUGAGUGUUUAUUGUCGGAGGAUGAGUUAUCUGAUGAAGAGCGCCAGGAUUUUACCGGCAUAGGCUUAGAAAAUGGAGAUGAUCCCAUUGAAUCCGAUUCAGACAAUGAGUCAUCAAAGGCGGAAGAAGAAGAAUCAGGUCCAGAGGGGAUUGAAAUGCACAUGAAUUUUGAAGAUACACCAGAAAUCUUAGUAGUAGUUGUAUUUUGUCCAAUUCUACCUUCUGAUUUGAUCUGA
Enterobius vermicularis (human pinworm) is the source of this 252-nucleotide messenger RNA. NCBI's taxonomy places the organism in Eukaryota, Metazoa, Nematoda, Chromadorea, Rhabditida, Oxyuridae. The record is from the annotation of a GenBank genome assembly.